Arachis stenosperma is the source of this 1358-nucleotide messenger RNA. RefSeq lists its product as uncharacterized. Bases 11 to 1138 code for a protein of 375 amino acids. Gene Ontology annotation, cellular component: cytoplasm; cytosol. The record is from RefSeq and is a predicted model, not a curated record. The transcript is spliced from 5 exons. NCBI's taxonomy places the organism in Eukaryota, Viridiplantae, Streptophyta, Magnoliopsida, Fabales, Fabaceae. Gene Ontology annotation, biological process: cellular response to oxidative stress. Gene Ontology annotation, molecular function: quinone reductase (NADPH) activity.
GAAAGGAAACAUGUCAUUUUCAAGGCUACUACAAGUCACACUCCAGAACCCCCUUUUUUGUUUCUCACCCUCUUCAAAUUCAACUCUUUCAUUCCCCUUCUUCACCCUUCCACUUCCACCAACUCAAAAACCUCUCAUUGCUAAAGCUUCAUUCUCAUCAAACAUGGUCAAAGCUAUCAGAGUUCAUGAACUCGGUGGCCCUCAGGUUCUGAAGUGGGAGGAUGUGGAAAUCGGAGAGCCAAAAGAAGGCGAGGUGCGCGUGACGAACAAAGCCAUUGGCCUUAAUUUUAUCGAUGUCUACUUUCGGAAAGGAGUUUAUAAAGCCCCUUCAUUGCCUUUCACCCCAGGUAUGGAAGCUGUUGGGGUUGUCACAGCCGUUGGUUCUGGACUCACUGGUAGGAAGGUUGGAGAUCUUGUUGCGUAUGCAGGUCAACCAAUGGGCUCAUAUGCUGAAGAGCAGAUUCUUCCUGCUGACAAAGUAGUUCCUGUACCCUCCUCAAUUGACCCAGUUGUUGGGGCAUCUAUCAUGCUGAAGGGCAUGACAGCUCAGUUCUUGGUUCGCCGUUGUUUCAAGGUUGAACCUGGUCAUACUGUCCUUGUACAAGCAGCAGCUGGUGGAGUUGGAUCCCUAUUGUGCCAGUGGGCAAAUGCGCUUGGUGCAACAGUUAUUGGAACUGUAUCUAGUAAAGAGAAGGCAGCUCAAGCCAAGGAGGAUGGCUGCCAUCAUACUAUAAUCUAUACUGAAGAGGAUUUUGUUGCUCGAGUCAAUGAAAUUACAUCUGGAAAUGGAGUCGAAGUAGUUUACGAUUCAGUAGGAAAGGAUACUUUUCAGGGAUCUUUGGCUUGUUUAAAACUUCGAGGCUACUUGGUAAAUUUCGGGCAGUCAUCAGGUACUCCUGAUCCCGUUCCAUUGUCUACCCUGGCUGCAAAAUCCUUGUUCUUGACAAGGCCAAGUCUAAUGCAAUACAAUGUCACUCGUGACGAGCUAUUGGAGUCUGCUGGAGAGGUGUUUACUAAUGUUGCUUCUGGUGUGUUGAAGGUGCGAGUUAACCAUACUUACCCUUUGUCUGAGGCUGCAAAAGCACAUGAAGAUCUUGAGAAUAGGAAGACCUCAGGGUCUAUUGUGUUGAUACCUUGAUGAUGCUAUCAAUUUGUAUGUAAUAAAUGUUCUAAGCACCUGGUUCUUGUUCUGUCUUUUUUAUUUCUCUUUGAAUGGAAAUGGGUUAUAGAUUGUAACAUGUAGAUAAUGUUUGGUAUGGUAUUCGUCAGGUUGUUAUGCUUAAAAGAAUAAUUUUGUUAUCAUUCUCUAAAGAUGGUCUCUCUGUAGACAUAAUACAUGAUAGAGUUUAAUGGCGUCA